This is a messenger RNA of Linnemannia hyalina, 1935 nucleotides long. NCBI's taxonomy places the organism in Eukaryota, Fungi, Mortierellomycota, Mortierellomycetes, Mortierellales, Mortierellaceae. The record is from the annotation of a GenBank genome assembly.
AUGGCCACAUACUCAAACCAUAACGGAUACUCGGACGACGACGACGACGACGAGGACCUCCACUUCCAGGACGACGACUACAACGACAACGACGAUGUUGACAUGGCCUACACCGUGCACGAUACCCCUUCCUCCUCCUCCUACAACAAUAACCCCUUUGGCGGCGUCGCCUCAGCCUCUGCACCCAACGGUCCCUUCAACAAUGACAACAACAACACCGAUAAUACCAACAAUAGCAACAACAACAGCACACAAAACGGCAAGGGAGCCAAACACAAGGCGAGCUUCUCAGAACCAAAGGAGAAAAAGAAACCCGGUCGGAAACCAGUACAAACGUGUCCUGCCUUGCGCAAGGAACAAAACAGAGCAGCACAACGGGCAUUCAGGGACAGGAAGGAGCGGCAUCUCCACCAGCUCGAAAACAUGAUCAAGGACCUCAAGAACCAGCACUACCUGGUCACCAGUCGGCUCCAGUCCGAGGCGCACGACCUCAAGACCGUCAUCGAGUCGCUGCAGAGCGAGAACUUUUAUCUCCGCGAGGUUGUCUUUGCGUUCGAGUCUGCGCUGAGUAAAGGGAACCACAUCGACAUCCUCAAGACCGUCAAGCAGGAACUCUUUCGGCGACACCAUCAGAGCCGUCGCUCUUCUUCUACUCCCUCGGUAACAACGCCCUCGACCCCCGGAACCGACCAUCUGACUCCUCCCAACAUGCGUUCUUCUUUAUCGCCCUCUGUCUCGUCAACGCUUCCAACGUCUCCAGGAACCCCAGUUGUGUCAGCUACAGCAGCGUCAUCAACAGGAGCGGCAUCGGCAAGUCCGGCUUCUUUAGAUACUCGACCUCGGACGAGCUCACCCUUGUCCCCUUCGAUGGCAAAUCGACAAACGACCCCACCCAAACCAACAUUCUCAUCUUCAUCUCCUCACCACACCCCUUCACCUCUUGGUCAAUCUCAUAACAACAACCACUACCAAGGCGACAUGGAUGUCUCUGACCAAGCCAGGCCAAUGCGAGAACAUCCCAUCAACGACGACAUCUCGGAAGAAGGAAUUCUGUCCAUGAGUGGUAAUAUCUUGUACAAGGCACCACCCCUGUUUAUUCCGGACAUGUUGGAGAAGGGCGGCCAGCUCGGAAUGCCCGUCUCUCCUUUCGGAUCCAUCUCAGUCCCUCGCCCCGCCUACUGCCCUCCCGGGACGACGCUUCCGGAAAAGACCGAAUAUACCAAGCACGCCAAUGUCUUUGAGGAGCUCCAGUCGUCGCUCUUCCCUCCUGGCACAUUGGAAUCUCUUCAUAUCAGUAUGGCGACACCGCAGGAGGUUGUGAGCGAGGAAACCCCGUUUGCAGAGACGAUCCAAAUAGAGGCGGACCGAGCCUCAAUGCAGAUGGACAGGGACAGGGACAACCAUUGGGACAACAAGGAUCGAUACAAUAAUAUACAGUAUGACAACAACAAUAGGAACAGAGCAUCGUCGUCUUCGUCGUCUGAUCUGCCGAUGCAUAUUAAAGUUGAGCCGGAAUCGGACGAGGAGACGUUAGGACUGGACGCGGAGCAGUUACGGAACAUGGCGGCAUCGUUGGGGUUGAAGAUGGGGACGACGAAAAGACAUCGAUUGCAUCGGGAGCUCCAGAUCCUGAUUGCGGCCGAACCGCAGACGGAUCCUAACAUCGACCCCAAGGUGUACGAGUUGCCGCACGACCCGCGGAUCGACUUUGUGCCUUGUCCGAAGUUGAGGGCGCAGAUGAUUGUGCACCAGCAACGGUAUAAUGCGGACGAGUUGUUCCAGCUGUUGAUUGAUGAGGCGGUCUGUCAUGGUCCGCCGUUGCACAAGGAUAGUUGGCAGUUGCCUGAGGCGUUUUUUGAUCGGUUUGGAUUCUUGCUGGGCUUGGAGUUUGACCGCAUUCGUCAUAAGAUGUGGCCUGUCAAAUAUCCUAAAUAA